AUGCAGUCGACGAGCCAACCUCCGAGGAAUGGACUCCAGGUAGUAGAUGGAUAUUAUGAGGCCGGGUUUGGGGAAGUGUGUGAGAGUGAAGGAGCUGGAGCUAAUGGAGCCGGUGUGGAUGUAGGAAUGGCAGCGGAAACGUUGCCUAUCCGCUUGGAGUUUGUGGGAUUGAUGAGUGGACUUUGA
This is a messenger RNA of Sclerotinia sclerotiorum 1980 UF-70, 186 nucleotides long. RefSeq lists its product with no specific name. The record is from RefSeq and is a predicted model, not a curated record. The coding region runs from base 1 to 186 and encodes 61 amino acids. NCBI's taxonomy places the organism in Eukaryota, Fungi, Ascomycota, Leotiomycetes, Helotiales, Sclerotiniaceae. The transcript has a single exon.